Aspergillus tubingensis is the source of this 1422-nucleotide messenger RNA. Its product is annotated as acetyl-CoA acetyltransferase A, mitochondrial. Bases 1 to 1422 code for a protein of 473 amino acids. The transcript has a single exon. The record is from RefSeq and is a predicted model, not a curated record. Lineage: Eukaryota; Fungi; Ascomycota; Eurotiomycetes; Eurotiales; Aspergillaceae.
AUGCAGUCACUGCGCGAUCUGAUCGUCGAUCCGCGGGAGCCGGCGCGGCGGAGACAGUCCCCAAACUAUCCGCAACGGAUGCCCUCGCGACGAAGUGACCCUUUUCGAGUUUUCUUUCCGUUCAUUCGACGAGCAUCUGACAGCGAUGACGUGUGGAAGAAUGACGAAUAUCGGCCGCGAGGUCGGGGACGGUCGCCUCGGCCGGUCACUAUGGCACGGGAUGUACCGCCCAUCAAACGUGAACACCGGAGCGUUCCAAGGAGACGGCCUCUAAAUUCAAAAGUCAGGGUGGUCACCCCACCACCAGAGCCUCUAUAUAAGGAGGAACCACUGCGACCACGGCCCGGAAGGUCACCUGCUUCGCCUUCUCUCUCACCCCGGGAUCCAGGUACCUUCCGUCGUCCAGUCAUUAUUCAUCAGGAGCCAAAGCCACGACCAAGCCCAAUGCCUUCUCCAGGCUCAUCUGGCUAUCGAUUCAGGAAUCCAUGGCACAGUAGAUCCCCAUCUCCAGGCCCCUCCAACUGGCGUCGCAAGGAGCCACGGCCAAGUCCAUCAGUAUCCCCAGGACAAGCAAAACCUCAGGAGUCACAGCCGCAACCAUCUCCAGAAGGUGCACCAAGUACUAAUGCUCCAGCAGCACCUGUCACCCCUCCCAAAAAGAAAGAGCGACGCCCCAGGGAGCGUUCCCCAUCUGUCGAGCGUGUCCCAAUUCGCAAAACACGUUCCACCCCAACCGUUCCGGUGGAGGUGCACAACCCCCCAGCUCCAGACAGCGGCCCCAAACCAGUUACAACGUCAAACACCACAUCUCCAGGGAGUGGACCCCGCCAUGUGCAGUUUUCUGACAUAGUGGAUCAUCUCUCUAUAUCCGGAGAGAGCAAUGCUCCCUCGUCUCCUACCGGCCCUCCGCGCUUCUAUAGACAAUUUGCCAGCGCAGGUCGCCGUAGGUCCCCAACUCCGGGGCCUACACCCAGAGUAAGAGAAGGACGAGGUGAUUCAAGCUCCCAAAGAACCCGAUAUGUGUAUGCGUCUCCUGCUGCGAGUCGUUCAUAUCCCCCGGGCGUUGAGGUGCUGAUUGUGACUCCGCGCAGGUACCGACCAGGAGGAAUCACGCCGCUAGUGAACCGGGAAGCCGUUGACAUUCACGAAGUUGAACCCGGGAGAAGCAGUUCAUGGUCUGGACGGGCUGCUAGGGUGGGUUUAGAGGGGAGCGGUUGGCGGGUGGAGCGUCGGCCCAGACGUGGGAUGGGGAGGGAGGAGCUGGGAACAGGCGCGAGGCCGAGGAUCGUAUCACUUUCACCGCCGAGAGGGCGAUGGAGACCCAGAAUGCGCCAGACUGAGCGGUAUGGGGGGUUCGAGUCGGGCGAUGAACGGGUGGUUAGGAAUGAGGGCGGUUCGGGGCGUGUCUGGAGGUGGCUGUAA